AUGGAGCAGCAACCCCAGCCCUCCUCUAACGCGACGACCACGUCGUCCUCGUCGCCGUCGUCGACGUCGCAGCAGCGCCGGGAGCUGCAGGGCCCGCGCCUGGCGCCGCUCAAGGUCCGCAAGGACUCGCACAAGAUCAGGAAGCCCCCGCCGCCGCAGCCAGGAGGAGGAGGAGGACCCGUCCAGCAGGUGCGCCAGCCGGUCAUCAUCUACACGGUGCCGCCCAAGGUCGUGCACGCGGAACCCAGCGAGUUCAUGUCCGUCGUGCAGCGCCUCACGGGCGCGCGCGGCACCACAGCAUCCUCCUCCUCCCUGCCGGUGCCAGUGCCACCGCCACCAGGGGCGACGACGACGGAGCCACAUCAUCAUCAUCAUCAGAUUCAGAUGACGUCGUCUUCGCUCCCGAUCCCAUUCCCGUUCUUGGGCGGCCACCAGUACGUGCACGCGCCGUCGUCGUCAUCGUCGGCACAACUACUCCCGCCGGCGGCGCCGCACUUCCCGUUCCAGCUGCAGCAGCAGCAGCAACAAGCACCCGGCGUGGCAGUGCCGUACGAUCACCUGAUGGUCCAGCUCUCACCCGCGGCACGCCUCGCCACUGAGCAGCAGGCGGCGGCGGCGGCGGCCGCGCGGAGUUCAGGCGGCACUGCCGCGUCUGAUGUCGUUGGAGGAAGCCUGCUGCCGCCGUUCCCGAGCAUCCUGUCUCCAGGGUCGCUCCCGGCGAUCCCGCCGAGCUUCUUCUCACCUCCGACUCCGGCCGGUAACUCGUACCCGGGCAUCAGUCUCUUCGGCGGGCUCAUCAGCCCGGCAUUUCUUGGUAACGAAACCACCGGUGGUGGUAGCAUGAACAUCGCCUCCAUCGCCGGUGCAAGUCAUCAAAGUGUGACGAUGUCGUCGUCGUUACAAGAAGCGUCGCCGUCGCCGUCGACGGUGACUCCAUCUCCAUCUGCCGGUGCGUACUAUUGGGAUCUCUUCAACAACCAGCAGCACUAG
Messenger RNA from Miscanthus lutarioriparius, 990 nucleotides. The record is from the annotation of a GenBank genome assembly. NCBI's taxonomy places the organism in Eukaryota, Viridiplantae, Streptophyta, Magnoliopsida, Poales, Poaceae.